Messenger RNA from Blepharisma stoltei, 438 nucleotides. The record is from the annotation of a GenBank genome assembly. NCBI's taxonomy places the organism in Eukaryota, Ciliophora, Heterotrichea, Heterotrichida, Blepharismidae.
AUGGCUACAUUUAAAAGGCUAAGUGGUAUUAGAGUGGUAAACGCUAUUAAAUUUUAUUUUGAUCAAGCAAGGAAAAAGGAAUACAAAUUUGAAAAAAUAUCUUCACUAAGAAAUCUGGGUUUAGGCUGAUGUAUAAGUUUCCUUCCGAUAGCCCAUCCUGCGGGGCAUAUGGAUAUAGAAGCUGAUACUAUAAAUACACAUAAUAUAACUAAAAUCAAAUCCCAAGCAAUAAUUAUUAAAGAGGAAUUUACUAUAUAUGGUGGCAAGUAUUCAUUUAUAUUUAUUAAAACUCAACUUUCAAAAUUCUCAAUCAAAGGUUUAACACUCUUUUUAACUCAGAUUUCAAUUAUCUUUACAGUUAUGAUGAAAAUCUCAAUGGAACAGAACUAUAUAUUUAUGACAUUGAAGCUAAAACAAUGACAUCCUCUCUUGCAAUAA